AUGACUGAAGAAGGGAGCUCUGGAUUUCCCAGUAGUCUCGGUAUGGAGGGUUAUAAUUCCGAUUUGGAUUCAGAGGUGGCUUACAUUUUUAAUGAAGCCCACAAGUUAUUUCCAUUGAACUGUUCGAAGAAACGCAAGGCAGAAAAGAUCCCGAGCCCAACAUUGCAAACAAAACGGCAGUUUCGCACCAAUAAUUCAACCUUAGGGAGGGAUUUCCCGAGCAUGCUCGACUUGCAGGAAUCUCCCGAUACUAGGCAAGCCGAUGAAGUUGUCCAGCCUUCGAGUAAGGGGACCACGACAUUGUCGGCCACAAUGGGCACGUCCAAGGACCGAAAUCAUCAACGUCCAUCCUUCCUUGGUUCACGAUCCACAGUUACAGUGAAUGUGAGUUGUGAUGAUGGCAAGGAUACAUUCCAGGUUCACAAAGAUUUUAUAUGCUUCUACUCGCCGUACUUCAGAGCAGCGCUCAACAGUUCGCUCAAAGAAGGUACUGAGCAAUUUGUUGACCUCGAAGACAUCAGACCGGAGCCUUUCUCUCUCUUCUGA
This is a messenger RNA of Glarea lozoyensis ATCC 20868, 546 nucleotides long. RefSeq names its product POZ. Lineage: Eukaryota; Fungi; Ascomycota; Leotiomycetes; Helotiales; Helotiaceae. The transcript has 2 exons. Gene Ontology annotation, molecular function: protein binding. The record is from RefSeq and is a predicted model, not a curated record. The coding region runs from base 1 to 546 and encodes 181 amino acids.